AGUCGCCUUUCUUCUGCAACUGUCCUCACUUCCUUUCGAAUGCUGUUUUCUUUUCCUUUACUUAAAAAAUUCUUGUUUCUAAUUCACGAGAUUUCUUUGAUUUCAAGAGUAGUUUUGGUAUUAGAAAAUCUCUUUGUUUGUAACCAAGUGGUUUGAUUGAGACUGCCUCACUGGAUUAGCAGUUGCUGGCUCUGGAAUACUCUUAUAAUCCCCCCACUUCUUCCUUCUGGGUCUUCCUUUAUUGUUUUUUUUUUCUCCUUUUUUUCCGUUAAUCUUCCCCUCACUUUCCCGAGAAAAUGAUAGACAUGAAGGGAAAUCAAAAGUUGGAUUUGGCAUCUUCCUACGAGGAUAGUAUGUCGGAAGAGAAGAUAUCCACUCAAAAGAUUUCAGUUUUGGAUCAUACUAAUGGAUUCCAAUACACAACUACGGACAAAUCCGAUAGCUUUGUUAUCGACAUGGAAAGUCUCUCUCAUGGAGGAUUCAAUAAAGAAAUCAACCCAAAUCCAAGAAUUACAAGAAACCUUUCACGAAAAGGGUCUCAACGAGAUAACAAGACUACUGCUCCCAGUCUCAGCUCUUCGCCUAAAGGGUCUUGUAUGCCUGAAAAGCCCACAGUGGUGGUCGCCGGGACCACCAAUCCUGCCACCAACCAACAAGUUCAUCAUCAGAUCACCAUUACAACCGGCAGUAUCGCCGCAGCGACCGAAAGCAGAUUUAGUCUGAAGAGAAAUAGUUGCAGACGGCCUCCUCCACCAUGGCUGAUUGAUCCCAGGAGGGUUCUCAUGUUAUUUUCCACAUUGUCGAGCAUAGGCACGGUUUUGCUGAUAUACUUCACCUUGUCGAUGAACAAAACGAAUGGAGAUGAGAGUGGUUUAGAUCAGUAGCUGGAAAAGAUGACACACCAACACAAUGCCUGAUUAAAAUAUGUUGCAGUACAGUAUAGGCAUGGGAGUUCAAUGCUUGACCAAUAGAAAUGGAUGCAAGUGGUUGAUUUAUUAAACAAAUGUCUGCUUUUGAUGACCGUUAGCGAAGAACAAAAUGAAACAAAUUGGGCCUUGGGAUGACAAAAGCUAAUCAACCUGCCAUUAAGAUGGUUUCUUAAUAAGAAAUUUUGGGGAUGAAGACAAGGACUUACUCCACUAAGACAAAGAGAAGGAAUCUUCGCUUUUAAAUUACACAUAUAUAUAUAUGUAUGUACUACGUAUGGAAGAGAUGGAAAAUAACAUGAUAUCCUACUGUUUUUUGCUUUUCUUGUUUAUCUUCAAAGUUGAAAUAGUUGACAUGGAGGAUCAGAAAGAUACCUUUGCUCCC
Messenger RNA from Hibiscus syriacus, 1311 nucleotides. RefSeq lists its product as uncharacterized. Lineage: Eukaryota; Viridiplantae; Streptophyta; Magnoliopsida; Malvales; Malvaceae. The record is from RefSeq and is a predicted model, not a curated record. The coding region runs from base 297 to 884 and encodes 195 amino acids. The transcript is spliced from 5 exons.